Molecule: messenger RNA, 3659 nt
Organism: Bactrocera tryoni
Lineage: Eukaryota; Metazoa; Arthropoda; Insecta; Diptera; Tephritidae
Gene: ras
Product: inosine-5'-monophosphate dehydrogenase
Exons: 6
Coding region: 494-2098 (534 amino acids)
Biological process (GO): GTP biosynthetic process
Cellular component (GO): cytoplasm
Molecular function (GO): IMP dehydrogenase activity
Source: RefSeq, a predicted model, not a curated record
CAAAAUUGGGAGCCUUCAACGAAAUGAGCAACACGUGGAGCUUGCGAAAAUACUCAUUUAGUGUGGAGCAGUUGAGUGUGACGCAUUUUUGAACGGACGAAUUUUCAUACUGUUUUAUCAGCGCGUUGUUUUUUGACAUAUUUGUUGCUGUAACUCAAUUUUGGGAGCGAAUAUCAAUUGUAUAGUUACCACGAAGCUGGAAAUUUUCCACCGGUGCAAUUGGUACUACAACUUUUAAUUGUGGCGACGAAAUUGUCACAAUAUUUAAUAUUGUGUACUUGUUGUUAUAUUACUGGACUGAGCUCGUGCACCAAUACUUAAGGCACGCAAUUUUUGAAAUACAUUUAUUGCCAAGAACAUUUAUUUUACAAGAAUAAUAUAUAAAUAAGCAUUUAAAGUUCAAUUACCUGUGCAAAAUACGGCAAUUGACUUCAACAUUUCAAUUAGUGCCAAACGAUCAUUUACAUACGCGAUUCUACAAUAAAUUUUAACGAUGGCAACAACAACAACCAAUGUGACCACUAAUGGAUUUACCAGUGCACCAGCUGAAUCGGUAAAGGUAGAAUCGGCAGAUGUUAGCGCAAAUGAAUUGCAGGAUGGCCUUUCAUGUCACGAGCUUUUCGUUAAUAGCGAUGGUUUGACCUACAAUGACUUUCUUAUCUUGCCUGGUUAUAUUGAUUUCGCCGCUGAGGAAGUGGAUCUGAGCUCACCAUUGACCAAGAGUAUUACAUUGCGUGCGCCGCUAGUAUCAUCCCCCAUGGACACUGUCACCGAGUCAGAUAUGGCUAUUGCCAUGGCGCUCUGUGGUGGCAUUGGUAUUAUACAUCACAACUGCACGCCAGAAUAUCAAGCGAAUGAAGUUCACAAAGUCAAGAAAUACAAGCACGGCUUUAUUCGUGAUCCGUCGGUUAUGUCGCCCGAGAAUACAGUUGGUGAUGUGCUUGAGGCGAGACGCAAAAACGGCUUCACAGGCUAUCCCAUCACCGCCGACGGUAAACUGGGUGGUCGCCUGUUAGGUAUCGUCACAUCACGUGACAUUGAUUUCCGUGAGAAUCAGCCCGAAAUUAAAUUGGGAACCAUAAUGACCACCGAAUUGAUAACUGCCCCUAACGGCAUUACACUGCCCAUGGCUAAUGCUAUUUUAGAGAAAAGCAAAAAAGGCAAAUUGCCAAUUGUUAAUGAAAAUGGUGAAUUGGUUGCGCUAAUAGCGCGUACCGAUUUGAAGAAGGCACGUUCUUAUCCGAACGCUUCGAAAGACAGCAACAAACAAUUGUUGGUGGGCGCUGCAAUUGGCACACGCCCCGAGGACAAGGAACGUCUCAAAUUGCUCGUCGAAAAUGGGGUUGAUGUAAUUGUUUUGGACUCAUCGCAAGGCAACUCAAUUUAUCAAAUUGAAAUGAUUAAAUUCAUAAAGAACACUUAUACGGGACUACAAGUGAUUGGUGGAAAUGUUGUGACACGCGCUCAAGCCAAAAAUCUAAUCGAUGCUGGCGUAGAUGGCUUGCGCGUUGGCAUGGGCUCCGGUUCGAUUUGUAUUACACAAGAGGUUAUGGCAUGCGGCUGCCCACAGGCUACUGCGGUUUACCAAGUAUCUACCUACGCUAAACAAUUUGGUGUGCCUGUCAUAGCCGAUGGUGGCAUUCAAUCCAUAGGCCAUAUCGUCAAAGCAUUAUCAUUGGGCGCUAGCGCUGUCAUGAUGGGCUCGUUAUUGGCCGGUACUUCAGAAGCGCCAGGUGAAUAUUUCUUUUCGGAUGGUGUGCGCCUGAAGAAGUAUCGUGGUAUGGGCUCACUAGAGGCUAUGGAACGACGUGAUGCCAAAGGCGCCGCUAUGUCACGUUAUUAUCACACCGAAAUGGAUCGUACAAAGGUGGCGCAGGGUGUCAGCGGCAGCAUUGUCGACAAAGGUUCCGUUUUGCGUUAUUUACCCUACUUGGAAUGUGGUCUGCAGCAUAGCUGUCAGGACAUUGGCGCACGCACAGUCAGCGAACUAAGAGCAAUGAUUUACAAUGGCAAAUUACGUUUCAUGAAGCGCACUCAUUCCGCACAAGUGGAGGGUAAUGUGCAUGGUCUCUUCUCCUAUGAGAAACGUCUCUUCUAACAAACAGCUGCAACAAGUGUGCGCACUGAUAAAGCGUUAAUCGCAAGCAAUGCGGUGCAAGUGCGCAAUGGUGGGUUGACAGCAUAUUUGCAAAGGAAUGGGGCGUACGAGUGCGGCGCAACGGCAACACAUAACAUAUAUAAUAGAGCGGCAGAUACAGCAACGAUACAGCGGCGUCAGCAGUAAUGUACAGAAACAAAAAUGAAAAAAAUUAAAAAAAUUUAGUGUUUCAACGGUUAACGGUUAUGUUUUAUGACAUUUGCUACAUUGCUUGCAUCAGUAGCUCUAGCAAUAACAUUUCCCACUGGCGUAAUUUAUUAUAUGAAAAUACCGCCGUUGUGUUUACUUGUAUAAUUAGUUUUCACACGUUACUUCGUGUGCUUAGAGCAGUACUUAAUACAUAGAAAAACUUAUAAAUUUACAAUUUUAUACAUUUAUGCUUAUUCAGCAAUUAUCGUUGUGUCUAAUUCGGUUUACAUACAGCUGUCACGUAAAUUUUCAAUUUUUUUACAUUUUUGCUUAUUCAGCAAUUAUCGUUGUGUCUAAUUCGGUUCACGUUGCUUUAUAUUAAAUACGUGUUUUUGGCAAUAUUGUUAUCAUUUAGUUAAAAUCCUUUGAUCACACAAUAGGAUGGUUUAAUUACAAUCACAUAUUAUUUGUUAAACUUUGCCACCUUUGCUGUAUUUUUACUAAACUUUAGUAAUAGCUAUAAAAAAUAUGAUUAUUUUUGCAGAAAAUUGUAAAAUUUUAUUAAGCAGCCUGUGUUAAGAUUUGUAAAAGUUGAAUUUUCUCGAAAUUACGCUAGCAGCUGAUAUAACGCUGUACUUUAUUGGCAAGUAUUCUUUGUUUUCCUAGUUUAUACAAUUAUAUUGUUAGAAAUUUUUAUAACUUUAAAUACUUUAUAUACAUAUUUAUGUAGAUUUCUCAAAAAUUUAGCAAAAUUUAAACCUAAAAUCUAGAAAAUGUAUGUAUUUCACACAUUUAGGUGUUUUAAAAUUUAUUGAUGUUCACAACAAGCGCAUACCUACCCACAAUAUUAGUAAAUAUGUAUGUUGGAGAAUUUUAAGCGUAGUGUAGGUCUAAAUGUUUUUUAACGAGUUGCAGCAAUGUCGUGGUGUAGAUCCAGCAUGAUGGCGCGCAGAUGUCGACAUACAAUGUCGUUAACGCAAUAGACUGUCAAGGAAAGUCGUCAUAAGUGAAAGUACGGGUCUACGUAAUCGGUGUAGACCCCGAUUUUUAUCCGGCCAAGGACCGUCAAUCCGGCUGCAUUUCUUUAAAUUACUUCAGGAAUGCUUUUGCCGCUGCAGUAACACUAAGAAUUUGCCGCCAUCUCUAUUGCUCUAAUAGACUUUGCAUACAUGGACGCGCCUAUCUGCAAGCUGUUAUGUAUGUUCAUACUUAUAUCUAACUUUUAAUUAACAAUUGCGUCUUAACUGCACUUAAAAUUCUCCAUUAUAGGCAAGAAAAUUCAAUUUAUUGCAAUUUAUAUAGAAAGCAAAUGAAAAUCUAUGUGACUACAAUACCUUAUAAAUGUUAGCAAUUAUGUAAUAAACUAUAUACA